CAAAAACUCCUUCAACGCAUAAAAACCUUUUUACUUACUUUCACUCCCAAAAUUCUUAUACCUCUCUCUAAAUCCACAAAACCCUAAAAUCUUCUCCUAGGAAGAUCAUGGCAAACAAGCGCUCUCGCCCCGGCCGCUCUCAAAGCUUUACCGACAUUGCCCUUUUCGAUGCCCCGCCUCCGCAGCCCUUUUCGGAGCUCCCGCCGGACCCCUCCGCGUUGCUGUCUAAUAACCGGCUCCUGCAUAAUCAACCUCGCCAGAUUGUGUUCUCAGCUCUAUCGUAUUCAGCGCCGCUGGAUCCUCGCCGCCCUAAUGUAGAUUUUCUUGAAAUAUGCUCUACUUGCAAGAAGUGGGUGGACCAUACCAAAGAUAUCUACAUGUACAAUGAUUCUUCUUUUUGUACCCAGGAGUGCCGCAAUGUGCAAAUUGCAAUUGACAAGGCAGCAGAGGACGCACGUAAAAAAGCAAAGAGCAAAAAGACUUCAAACAGGGGAAUGAAUAGGUGAUGAAUCAAAUUUCAUUCUCAACCGAACGGGAUCAGAACCACGGCUUGUAUAUAUGUACUUAGUGAUUUGGCGAUGUUUAACUAGUGCAUGCCUGCUUGGUUUUUAGAUUGGCUUGCACUUAGGUGGCAUAUCAUUUAGGUAGAAUUCCUUCUGUCUCUUUUUCUUUUUAAGGAUUAGAGGUUUCUUUACCAAGACGUAAUCUUGAUAGUGUUUUUUCCCUCAAUUUCUAGUCUCUUUGCCAAAUUGGUAUUUUGUGAAUGCAUUGAAGUUUUGCUAGUUGCUACAGAGUCUUGUUUAUAUGAUGAAAUGAGCUGAAGAUGUAUCUUUUCAGUUAGUUUAUAUAUUCAAUUGCACGAAAAUAAUGUCUUAUUUGAUAUAAAAUUCACAUUCUCAAGUUUUAGACACUCAAAAUAGAAUUUCAAGUCUGCACGAAUUCUUUUUUUUUUUUUUUUGAAAUUGAGUGAAUGAACUUUGAGAAUGUGAAUUUGACAUUUGACAACCUUGCCGGUGGGUAUUUAUCACUUUCAUUGUUCUGAUUCCACAAGUAGCAAACUGACUUGAGUAUGAAUGCUAUAAUUUCAAACCCGAAUGAUUUAUUUGCAUGUCAUCUUUCUCCUAUAUAUGCAAUUCUUUUUCUUUUUCACACAUGCUAUUGAUAUCUCUUACAGUUUGCAGGUACAUUUUGUUAACAUUCUGAUGAUAUCUGGUGCUGUUUAUUUUCCACUAAUAUAGUAUAUAACUUGUUAUAUUCUGAUCAUAUCUAUUGUUUAUUUCCCAUGGAUCUAGUGAUAAGUUGUCACAAUGCAUUUUUCUGUUAAUUUUUGUUAAAUUAUAUCAGAACUCUAGAACGAUCUUGGACCUUUUCGAGGAGACUAUUGCCGAAGUCAAAGGAACAAUACCUUAUCAAUCUAUCUAAUAAGAAUUCAAAUAUUCGGAUUAUUUUGGUGGACCACUAUUAACUUGACAGUUUGAGACUCUGUUGCUGUAUAAAGCCCACUGGAUAGGUUUCUCUUCUCUCACAUGGCCCAUCGGUUCAUGUUUUCUUCUCCUCCCAAGGGCCCAUUAAAAAGGUAACAAUGAAUUCUGUACUAGUUCUCACAUUCUUUCUAUACAAUUCUUGAUCAUCUGACCCUAUAUCACUUGUUUUACAGGCCAUUAUAGCUUGAUGUACGGUGUUUGAUGUAGACUACACCACAAAUGAUAAGCCACCAAGGUACCUUUAAAAAAAGAAAAAAAAAUGCAAUGCAAAUCUCCGACGUAGCCCAGACUAGGCGCUGAGAAAGUUGAAUCAAAUGAUGGAUGACAUCUUUCGAAUCUUGAAGUGGGCAUUUUCCCUCUCAUGAUAUUUCAAUUUCCAUGGAAAAUUUGGUACUGGAGACUGUCUAAAAACCAUCGGGGAAAACGAGGGGUUGACUAUAGAGCAAGAAUAGAAGAAUUAUAUACACAUGAAUGCACGUGGGUAGUAAUGAAAGAUACCUUCUUCUUGAUCACAUGCACAGUGAUAUAUACAUGACACUCUACACUCUACUAUGAGAUCACACUGUAGUCGAUCUGUGAGUUGAAGAGGGUGUUAAAUUUGUUUUGCCUUGUCUUGUUGACUACACUAUCACAACACUGCGUACCCACAAAGGCUCUAGCUAGAGAAAACCUUGGUGUGUGUUCAUUCUUCUGUAUUCUGUAUCUCUCUAUCUUUGCGACUGAUAUACUCAGUAUUACUGACACUGCUUGUUCAACAAGCAACAGGUACAAAAAAAAAAAUGAAGGCAAAAGGGUUUAGAAA
This is a messenger RNA of Ricinus communis (castor bean), 2286 nucleotides long. Its product is annotated as FCS-Like Zinc finger 3. The transcript has 2 exons. NCBI's taxonomy places the organism in Eukaryota, Viridiplantae, Streptophyta, Magnoliopsida, Malpighiales, Euphorbiaceae. The record is from RefSeq and is a predicted model, not a curated record. Bases 108 to 506 code for a protein of 132 amino acids.